UUUUAUGAGGACAGGAACUUUGGCGGCCGUUAUCAUGAGUGCAUGAGUGACUGCUCUGACCUACAUUCCUACUUCAAUCGCUGUCACUCCAUCAGAGUGGAAAGUGGUUGCUUCAUGGUUUACAACCGAACCAACUUCAUGGGACACCAGUACUUUCUAAGAAAGGGCGAGUACCCCGAUUACAUGCGUACGAUGGGAAUGAAUGAUUGCAUCAGAUCCUGUCGUAUGAUCCCAAUGCAUCGUGGGUCCUUCAGAAUGAGGCUCUAUGAGCGCUCUGACAUGGGCGGCAGGAUGAUGGAGCUCAUGGAUGAUUGCCCUAAUCUUAUGGACCGCUUCAAUAUGUCCGACUUCCAUUCCUGCCAUGUGAUGGAUGGUCACUGGCUUAUGUAUGAGCAGCCCAACUAUAUGGGCAGGCACUUCUACCUGAGGCCUGGCGAGUACAGGAGGUACAGUGACUGGGGUGGUAUGAGUUCCAGGAUGGGCUCUGUCAGACGAAUCAUGGAUCUCUAAUGAAAGGAGUCCUUGUGAAAUGUCUGCUGUAUGCCCUUUUUCACACACUAAAUAAAAUGGUGUCUGUGCUCAAGUGUAUUCAGUUUUGUUCUUGCACCCUCUACCUGGAGGGGUCACUGCCUGAUGAUGACACUUGCUAUAGGCUGCCAGACUACUUUACACUAUUCAGAGACUUGAAUAAAAACUAUAGAGACAUUUUCCUUCAUGAGACAGGUGUUGAGUGUUCUCUCUGCUUGUACUGUACAUUAAAACUCACUCUUGGUGAAUAACUGUUUAACAGAUGAAGUGUAGAAAACUUGCUUUUUAAUAAUAUGACAAAUGUUUAAUACAUUAUUUAUGUAGAUUAACAUUAAAAAAUAGGAUUGUGUAUAUAAUCUAAAGGUGGGGUUUGACUUAGUGUCUAUUGAGAAAUACACUUAACCCCAGUUUAGGUGAAUUAGGCUAAGUGAAGUAUAAAUUGCUAUAUUGAAAUCUUUAGAAAUAUAUACAGUCAAACCAAAAUUUAUUCAGACACCUUGAACAUUUCAUUCCUUAAUACAGUUUAUUCACUAUAGUUUAAAAAAAUGGUAAUAAAAUAUGGCAAGAUCUCAGAGUUAAACUGUGUCAGAAAAAAAUAAUCUUAAUUAUGUCAGAUAACACUUAUGCAAAACAUGGUCAAGUCAAAGUGUAUGA
This is a messenger RNA of Megalobrama amblycephala (Wuchang bream), 1182 nucleotides long. RefSeq names its product crystallin, gamma M7 (gene crygm7). Gene Ontology annotation, molecular function: structural constituent of eye lens. Gene Ontology annotation, biological process: visual perception; lens development in camera-type eye. NCBI's taxonomy places the organism in Eukaryota, Metazoa, Chordata, Actinopteri, Cypriniformes, Xenocyprididae. The transcript is spliced from 2 exons. Bases 43 to 510 code for a protein of 155 amino acids. The record is from RefSeq and is a predicted model, not a curated record.